Molecule: messenger RNA, 822 nt
Organism: Lolium rigidum
Lineage: Eukaryota; Viridiplantae; Streptophyta; Magnoliopsida; Poales; Poaceae
Product: rho GTPase-activating protein 1-like
Exons: 7
Biological process (GO): signal transduction
Molecular function (GO): GTPase activator activity
Source: RefSeq, a predicted model, not a curated record
UCAGCUAAUUCAAACUUCAAAUGCAGUGCCAGUGUCUUCGGAGUGUCAACACAAUCAAUGCAGUGUUCGUAUCAUUCUAGAGGAAAUAGUGUUCCGACGAUUCUCUUGAUGAUGCAAAGACGUCUUUAUGAACAAGGUGGUCUUCGGACAGAAGGUAUCUUCCAUAUAAAUGCAGAAAAUAGUCAGGAAGAGUUUGUGAGAGAUCAGUUAAAUAGUGGAACUGUGCCAGAUGGCAUUGAUGUUCAUUCUUUGGCAGGUCUAAUCAAAAAUAUAAUGCUGCUUUUCAGCGCAGUUAUGUGUACUCCUAAUGAUCACAAUGUUGCUAUGGUUUUCGCACCAAAUAUGACCCAGAUGGACGAUCCUUUGACUGCAGUAAUGUAUGCAGUACAAGUGAUGAAUUUCCUCAAGAUGCUUAUACAGAAAACCCUCAAGGAUAGAGAAGAGUCCAACCUGGAAGAUGCUUCUUUGCCACAAAAGGACCCGUCUGAUGAAAACGGGCAUCAGAACCCAAGUUUCCCUGUUAAUUCUCAACCUGAAGAACUAUCAGGGCGUUCUUCUUUCGUCACGGAGGAGCCCCUUCUGUGCAGUCCUACACACAGCCCUGAAGAUAAAAAAAUCCAAAAAUCUCAUUUCUGUGCAGUUUUUUAUUUGUUUUGGAUAUCAAUGCACUCGAAACUUCUAAAAGAAACGGGCAGUGUUGUUGGUAAAUUGACAAGCAUCAGGCUGCAUAUUCAGCGAACAUGCGUGUGGUCGGAGAAUCAAGGAGCUUAUCUACAUGCGAGUGUAGAACUGUGGAGUUAUACAAACUGCAAAUUGGCAUGA